Molecule: messenger RNA, 1954 nt
Organism: Drosophila eugracilis
Lineage: Eukaryota; Metazoa; Arthropoda; Insecta; Diptera; Drosophilidae
Gene: Pp1-13C
Product: serine/threonine-protein phosphatase alpha-3 isoform
Exons: 2
Coding region: 733-1638 (301 amino acids)
Cellular component (GO): cytoplasm; nucleus
Molecular function (GO): protein serine/threonine phosphatase activity
Source: RefSeq, a predicted model, not a curated record
GUCACCAUUUUCAUAUCAAAAUUUGUUUCCAAAUUCUAAGUUAACCGCAAAAAGAUAGAUAACCACAAAAGUCCAAACCAAUUGAAAGUGCAUUGCAUAACUGCAUUCGAUUUGAAUUCCAUCUUCAUAUCCGUAUCCCUUUAUCUUGACAAAAUCUCCGGUAAUCUAGUAAUUAAGACGAGUGAGUGAAAGUCAGAGGAUCCAUAGACCAAAGUCAAUGUUUUAUUAAAGCCGCUGGUAAGUUAUCGAAGGAUAAAGGACAAAAGCUAAGAAGGCAGCUCGCUAGCUAGUAAUCGAUUUGCCAUCAAUUGAAUUAGCCCUGGAAAUAUCGCAUCAUAGCAGGCGAUGAUUUUCAUAUUAAGAGUUUGACAGAACCAAGAAAUAUCAAGAAGAACCUUUUUAAUCAGUCUGUGAAUAAAAGAAGAACUUAAAAAGUUUGCAAGUUUGCAGGGGAAUUAUUACAAAAGAUAAAGACCAGCAAAUCAUUUAAGAUUGCAAAAGUGCGAGACAUUAUUGAACUAUAUAUCAGAAUAUAGUAAUACUUAAGAACUAGAAAUAACUUGGAGAAAGCCAGCGCUUCGCAGGAUUGAAGUCCCUUUCUUUUAGACCGAAUCCUAAUCUUCUGUGUUUACCAGAAUCAGGGUAAGUCCCUGAGAAUCAGCACCAACGGCGUCCCAGACAGUUUCCAUAACCGGCCCGGGCAGCGUAUCCGCGGCUCCCCAACCCGAGGCCAUGUCUGAGGUACUCAACCUGGACAGCAUUAUAUCCCGUCUCCUGGAGGUACGCGGCGCCCGACCAGGCAAAAAUGUCCAGCUAACAGAGGGUGAGAUUCGUGGCCUGUGCCUUAAGUCACGUGAGAUAUUGCUGGCCCAGCCAAUCUUACUAGAGCUAGAGGCUCCGCUGAAGAUCUGUGGCGAUAUCCAUGGCCAGUAUUAUGAUCUAUUGCGUCUCUUUGAGUACGGUGGUUAUCCGCCGGAAGCGAACUAUCUGUUCUUGGGCGACUAUGUGGACAGGGGAAAGCAAUCGCUGGAGACCAUCUGCCUGCUGCUGGCCUACAAGAUCAAAUACUCGGAGAACUUCUUCUUGCUGCGUGGCAACCACGAAUGCGCCAGCAUUAAUCGAAUCUAUGGAUUCUACGAUGAAUGCAAACGUCGGUAUACGAUCAAGUUGUGGAAGGCAUUCACCGAUUGCUUUAACUGCCUGCCCGUGGUGGCCAUUGUCGAUGAGAAGAUCUUCUGUUGUCAUGGCGGUUUGAGUCCGGAUCUUACUUCCAUGGAGCAGAUACGUCGCAUUAUGCGACCCACAGAUGUACCCGAUCAUGGUCUACUCUGUGAUCUGCUAUGGUCCGAUCCGGAUAAGGAUACCAUCGGCUGGGGUGAGAACGAUCGCGGCGUUAGCUUUACCUUUGGCGCCGAAGUGGUGGGCAAGUUUCUGCAGAAGCACGAUCUGGAUCUGAUCUGUCGUGCCCAUCAGGUCGUCGAGGAUGGUUACGAGUUCUUUGCGAAAAGGCAAUUGGUCACCCUCUUUUCGGCACCCAACUAUUGCGGGGAAUUUGAUAAUGCCGGUGCCAUGAUGUCCGUGGAUGAUACGCUAAUGUGUUCCUUUCAAAUUCUCAAGCCGCUUCUACGCAAAAAGUAGAUUAAGGACCCUGAAAUCAGUAGACAUAUUAGGAUUAUGACUAUACUAUAACCAUUAGCCAUCAUUACACAUUGCAUACCUCACUACAGAUACCUCUUCAUACACAUCAACUCAACUUAUGAUUGCUAGACUCUUCUGUCGUACACCGGAUCGAAGGAUAGCCCCGGCAUUAACAUGGAUAUUGAUGGAACUCGAUGUACUCAUGGUUUUAAUCCGCAUUUCGGUUGGUCCUUUCGUUGUGAUCGACAUGAAAUUGAGACAUGGCAUGUCAAAUUUAUUGAUUUAUAUGGGAAAUAAAUUUGGAUGUCAACGAAAA